AUGUAAGAAAUUAUAAUUAUAGGAAUAGGAUAAUGUGGAAUAAAUUUAGGAUUAGAAUUCAUAAAAUAAUUAAAUUAUGAUCAUUGUUUAAAUAAUGUUUAAGAAAUAAGUGAUUAUAAUAGAUACAAAAAGAAAAUCAAUGUUUUUUAUAAUGAAAAUUCUAAAUAGCAAUAUAUUCCUAGAUGUUUGUUUCUAGAUUUAGAACCAAGUAAUACCAUUUUAUAUGGUUAGGUUCUAUAGAUAAAUUAUAUUAACAGAAAGAUGUAAUUAUUGAUCCAAAUUGUUGUUUUUCAAUGAAUUGUGGAAGUAGCAAUAAUUUUGCAAUUGGAAAAUAUACUGAUGGAGCUGAAUUAAUGGAUAAAUGUAAACAUGUCUUAAAUAAAUAUUUUGAAAGAUCAGACAAUCUAUAAGGAAUUAUGAUGUUUUUUUCAACAGGAGGUGGAAGUGGUUCAGGUAUUGCAAGUAAUUUAAUAUAUUACUUUCGGGAAAAAGACUUAACUAAAAUAGUACAUUGUAAUCCUGUAUUUCCUUAAGGAAUUUCACAUAAUAGUUUAGAAAUAUAUAAUACAAUAUUGAUUAUGCAUUCCAUGAUUGAAACUGUAGAUAUAGUUACACUUUAUGAUAAUGUUGCAUUAUAAAAUAUGUGUAAUAGAAAUUUCUUACCUUCAAAUUAUGAGAAUUAUAAUAAAAUCAUUGCAGAAAGUUUAAUUUAAACAACUGCUUCAUAUCGAUUUCCAGGAUUUAUAAAUGGAGGAAUGAAAAAACUUUCAUUAAAUCUAAUACCAUUUCCAAGACUACAUUUUUUAUAAUCUAAGUACAUGAUUGUUAAUUAAAUGGAUUGGAAUAUGAAUGAUAUUCUAAAAGAUCAAUAUAAAUUAUGUUCUUCUGAAGACAAUUUAUCAAAUGAAUAUCUAUCUUAUCAAAUAUAAAUGAGAGGUAAUUGUUUUGGAAUGCCUGAAUCUCCAACAUUAUUGAUUAAAAAAGAGAAUCUUUAUUAAUUUAUCGGUAUUGAUAAUCAUUAGAGAGUACAUACUAAUGUUUAACAUAGAGAUCAUGAAAAUAUUGUUGGGUUUUUAGGAAAUUCAAUUGGAUUUCAUAAAUAUAUUAAAAAAUAUUUAGAUGAUUUCUCCCAUAUGUUUAGAAGAAAAGCGUUUGUUUAUAUUUAUGAAUAUACUGGAAUGGAUGAAAUGGAAUUUAUUGAAGCUGAAAGUAAUUUAUAAGACUUAUCAUCUGAAUAUCGUUAAUAUAGUCAAAGUUAUGAUGAUUAUGAUGAAGAAGCUGAAUUCUGA
This is a messenger RNA of Paramecium sonneborni, 1289 nucleotides long. The record is from the annotation of a GenBank genome assembly. Lineage: Eukaryota; Ciliophora; Oligohymenophorea; Peniculida; Parameciidae.